AUGUUUUAUUUCAGACUUGAACGGUUACCAUUACCAUAUCAUUUAACCGGACAACAAGGCAGUUAGUGACAUUAUCUAAGUAAAUAGUAGGGGACUAACUCUACGGCAGCUGCUCGACGCAAAGAUGGCGCAACUGCGUGGCGACGCCAUUUUCCAUAGCGCUGACUAGACGCCGACGCUCAAAAGACGCUAGGGGACAAAUUAUUAUACUUACACGGCUUAUCAGACGUGACAGUCGUUUAUGAAAAACGCCAUAAGCCUUUACGAAGGGCCGCACUGCGUGGCAAGGUGUUCCGAAUUAUAAUCUUGAAUUUUUCCUCAUUGUUGUUGGUCUAUUUGACGGUAUAACACAUCAUCAUAUAUUUAAGAGUUAGACUUUUGUCGGUGGAGCGAUUUUCAUGUAUGUCGGUUCUCUGCCUUUUCCUUGACAGCUUGAUACGACACGAUGUUGAGUUUUUCCUUUAUUCGUUCCAUGUAUUCUCUCCUUAAGGGCAGGUACAGACGGACUGCAACUCUACUGCAACUUGGAACUACAUGCUGACGUUGCAGUUGGCGUGCAGUCUAUAUCGACCCUAAUAUCCCCUUCUUCUUCUUUGCUUCAUCUUUCCCUUCUAUGAUUCGUCUUGUCGUAACAGAUGUCCAAGCAUCUUUCGUCUUCUAUUAUCUAUGGUUCUCAACAAACUUCUCUUCUCUCAGUUCUCUCCUACUAUACGUAAAACCUCUUUGUUGGUUUUCUUUUCAGUCUAAUAUUUUGGAAAAAUGGUCUCAUGUAAAAUAUCAAAAGUCUAAAUAAAUGUACGGAACCUUCAUUGCCCAAAUCUAAACCGAAAUUGAAUGGAUGUAUUUAUACGUUACAGUUAUUGCUCGAAAUGCUAUGAAAACCUUCGAAUAUCUCUGAACGUACAUUUAUAUUUGUAGAGCCUAUUGUUACGGACCAUGUUAUAUAUUUUUCUCGCGAAAAUAAGGUAUAAUCCCUGGCUGAGCAAGACAAAUAGGGAAAAGUGGAACAUUUCAUUUUAAUCCUGACGGGAGAAAGGUCCUUCUUACCCUGGCGGGCGCACCGCGCAGUCGGCUCGUAGGCGCGCUACGGACGGACGCGUCUACGUCCACAUCGCUACGAAUUGUGUGCGUAUCUUGUGCUACGAAAAGUUUAAAUUCUGCGUUCAUAAUAAUUAUUCCAGUGUAUACCCAGCGGGUAUCAUUGCAAAUAGAGGUUUCGUGUUAAGUGCUAAAUUGUUCAGUUUAUUGUUAGGAAAUGAUUUGUAACUUUAAGAAAGUUUUAUGGAUACUUCUCUAUACAAUAACUGUUCAAGGAUCCUUAUGCCUACGCAACGUUCACGUGAUCGUGCCAGACGCCGCGGAGAGGGGCUCCAAAGUGCGGAUGCAGUGUCUAUACGACCUGGAACAAGAAGUGCUGUACUCUGUGAAGUGGUACCGUGGGGACCGCGAGUUCUGUCGGUAUCAGCCGCGCGAUGCCCCUCCUUUGAAAGUUUUUAGAAUUCCUGGGAUCGAAGUUGAGCGGGAUGAGACAGACGCGAAGCAGCUGGUGAUCACGGCAGCGACGCGCACGGCGGGCGGACGAUACACGUGCGAGGUGUCGGCCGACGCGCCGUCCUUCCAGACCGCGCAGGUUCAUACGCAUAUGUACGUCGUUGAUCUGCCGCAGGCGGAUCCACAGCUCAUUGGUAUGAAGCAGCGGUAUCGUGCCGGCAUGACCCUCAAGGCAGAGUGCUUCAGUAAAAACGCCAUGCCCGCCGCCAACCUCUCUUUUUUCAUCAACAGUGAACCGGCCCUAUCGCAGCACGUGUGGCACCGCGUGGAUGUUUCCGACAACGGUAAACUUAUGACCGCCUACAGCACCAUACAGUUCGUGGUACAGCGGCAUCACUUCGUUAACGAGCGGAUAAAGGUCCGAUGUACUGCCAUCAUAUACUCCAUAUAUUUGAGGAGCGUUGAGAAAAGCGCAGAAGAAGAACGGAUACGGACGACCACGACCAGUGGCCCCGAAGUGCGGCAAGCUAAGAUCUACUCUGUGCAUCGGCAGCCGAAACCUAAUAAAACUUACGAGUUUCCUGUAAAACUUUAAUGUCUGUCAGUAGAUGCUAGUCCAACCGUCAUGUCCAGUAGCUCAGCGGCCAGGAUUGUCCCGUUGGUCACAUUACUUCUUCCAACAGUGCUAAGAUAAACGUCACAAGGAAACUAGGUAGACAAUGUAAUUAAUACAGUUUUCUACUAAAUUCAAAUGUAUCAUACCGAAAUCGUGUUCUGACUGACAAAAAAACUCUAUUUCCGCUGUUGUUAAGAAUUAGUAGUUGUGCCAACCCGAAUUUAUGUAUUUCAUCAAAUGAAAUGCACUGUCAUUAUUCUCUUCUAGUUUAAGUUUAGUUUCUAAGGUACAUGUUGUUAAGUAGAAAUCUGUUCCAAAUUAAACAAUAUAAUAUAUAUAAGCUAA
Molecule: messenger RNA, 2452 nt
Organism: Cydia pomonella (codling moth)
Lineage: Eukaryota; Metazoa; Arthropoda; Insecta; Lepidoptera; Tortricidae
Exons: 8
Coding region: 1256-2086 (276 amino acids)
Source: RefSeq, a predicted model, not a curated record